AUGGAAACUAAACUUAACAGUGAAUUACAAAAAGAACUAACAAAUAUUAAAAAACAAAUACAAAACAUAGAUGAUAACGAAAUCACAACCUAUAUUCAACAACAAAUACAAUACAUAGAUGAUAGCGAAAUCAAAACCUAUAUUCAUCAACAAAUACAGAACAUUGAUGAUAGUGUUAUUCAACAACAGAUAACCACUAUUAAUAACCUAGUUUUGAAACAGGACAAUAAUAUAGUCGCAUUAGAAAAAAAGUAUCUCAAGAAAGAAUCAUAUUAUUUCCAUCUUCCAUUUAGAGAUUACGAUGCUUAUAUUACUGAUAAUAGUGAUAAAUCAAAAGACUAUGAAUAUAAAAAAUAUGGAUUUACAGCAAAUAUUAGAGUAUAUUCUGUUCCAAAUUAUCCUAUUUAUCCCAAAAAUAUUUUUGAUUCAGAUGAUGAUUUACCUUAUCAACCAAUAAAUUUUGUUUUCCGAGGAAAACUUUCAAUUGAAAUAACUUUUCCUUUUCAGGAUUAUAAAAUUAAAGGCCAAAUUGAAAUAAAUGGUCAAAUAAAUCAAAAAGGAAAACACAAACAAGACAUCAGAUUAUCUGGUUUCACUCCUCAAACUUUUCAAUAUAUUUAUACAAAGAUUCAUGAAACCUCUGAUACAUCUGAUUGGUAUUUUACAGGAGAAAUUAUUUGGCGCAAAAAUAAUUUUACAAUAGUAGAUAGAUCAAAAAAGGGAAGUGGUGUUAACCUACUUAAAAAGAUAAAUGAAUACAUAGGAGAAAAUUGUUACAUACCAACCGAUUGUUAUUGUUUUAUAAAGUGUGUAAAUUACAUCACGAACACAGAUUUAACAAAGGAAUUUCAAGAUUUCAUCAACAGUUUUCAAAAAUCAAACAGAAAAGGAGUUAUGACAACUGCUAGAAUUUUUAAAUUCAAUAAGAAAUUUAAUACUAAUUUUCAAAUCUAUAACCCUGAAGACAGUCAUUUUCAACCAAAGAAAGUAUUAGAGGAAUUUGAUUGGGUAUUUUAUUUACACAAAGAACAUUUCUGUUUGAUAAGAAGAAAUAACAAAGCUUUGGGCAUUAAAGAAAUAGAAGAUAAUUACGAUGAAAAUGUAUGGAGAACUUGUAAAGAUGAUGACGCGCUAAUGUGUUUCGCCCAGUUAAAACUAAACGUUUUUUCGACAUAUCCGAUAACUGUUUAUACGCUUGGGAUUGCGAAACCUAUUGCGAAAAAGAAAUGA
Lottia gigantea (owl limpet) is the source of this 1230-nucleotide messenger RNA. RefSeq lists its product as hypothetical. The record is from RefSeq and is a predicted model, not a curated record. The transcript has 2 exons. NCBI's taxonomy places the organism in Eukaryota, Metazoa, Mollusca, Gastropoda, Lottiidae. Bases 1 to 1230 code for a protein of 409 amino acids.